This is a messenger RNA of Cephus cinctus (wheat stem sawfly), 3002 nucleotides long. Its product is annotated as CD63 antigen. Lineage: Eukaryota; Metazoa; Arthropoda; Insecta; Hymenoptera; Cephidae. The record is from RefSeq and is a predicted model, not a curated record. Gene Ontology annotation, cellular component: membrane. The transcript has 6 exons. The coding region runs from base 158 to 886 and encodes 242 amino acids.
GGACUCCUCAGUGCUUCUCAUCGAGCGUUCGCAGUAAGAACAAUUCGUUGUUGUGUCGGUAUUACAAAGCGUUUGGCAUCUACGUUUACUUUAAUAUCGAUUAGCCAUUAGUUUACUUUUGAUAUUGACAAGUGAAGUUUAAAAAAAUCAGUUAAAAAUGGUUUCCGGCGGUAUGGCGUGCGUCAAGUACCUCUUGUUCCUGUUCAACUUGAUAUUUGCGAUCACUGGAAUCAUAUUCAUUUCCGUGGGCGCCAUUAUACUUUCACUGUACAAUGGCUAUAGCAAUUUCGUUGACAAUUGGUUCUUCGCUGCGCCAAUACUGAUGAUCGUCGUGGGCAUCGUCGUCUUCCUGGUGUCGUUCUUCGGCUGCUGCGGCGCCGUCAAGGAAAACCACUGCAUGAUAAUCACGUUCUCAGUCCUCCUCUUGCUCAUCUUCGCCCUGGAACUCGGUGCUGGUAUCUCUGGUUACACGAUGCGUGGGGAAGUUCGCACCAUGCUGGAAGAACGUUUGAACGCCACAAUGUUCGAGUACAAGAACAACGAGGACGUUGGCCGAUCCUGGAAUGCUAUGCAACAUGACCUUGAAUGCUGCGGCCUUAACAGUCCUCUUGACUGGAACCACACUGGUCUCUUUCCCGGAAAUAACCUUCCUGAUUCAUGCUGCUCAGAAAUUCCGUCCACUGACAAGUGCGAUUCGAAUUCCGUGAACGUGUAUCCUAAUGGCUGCAUGAAUAUAUUGCGUGACACGAUUGAGAACAAUGCAUUGAUCCUUGGCAGCGUUGGCAUCGGUAUCGCUCUGAUCCAGCUGAUCGGUGUGAUCUUCGCAUGCUGCUUGGCUCGUUCGAUUCGGCGCGAGUACGAGACCGUCGAGACAACAGCUCACUGAUCGGCUAAAGGAAGCUAUUAUCAUGUUAUUGUCCCCAUCGUGCAUUCGUAGAGAUACAAAAAAAAAAGAAAUUUUUUUUUAAUAUAUAGAUAUACUCAUCGCUACCAUUUUCUCUAUCUCUAUCGUUCAAUGUAAAAUGUCUUCUUGUGUUGUUGCUUUAGUCAAUGGUUUCUGGCAAUUACAUUAGGAUUCAAACGUACGGAGGAAAAGUGUAAAUCUUUGAAACAAAAUUUUAUACAAAUUAUCCAUACACCUUCAAACUUUUGUAAGCUUUCCGUUUGUAGCUUAGAAACUUAAUGACAAGGACGAUGAUUGCGUUCCGUCAUCCGUGCUCCGUCGAGUUGCAUUUACUGCCAAAAAAAAAAGAAACUGCCAAAAAUGAACAAUUUUGACUGAUAAAGAGAAAAAAAGUCUUACCGAACAUCAACCACGCUCUGUUCCUCCGUUACGUUUGAAAGCGUCACAGUGUUAAGCAGCAACGAGUCAUUUUUUAUUUUCAAUCGAGUGAACAGAAGUAACAAAAAAAAAGAAUUGGAGAAUCCAUAAAAGACUCGUUGCUUGUAGGAAACAUUAAACGUCAAACAUACUGUACUGUUUUUCUCAUUAGAAUUCUGAUAGCUGUCGCGCUCGAACUUUUUUUUAAAUAUUAAGGACCUGCAUUGCAGUGCGAGGGGAGAACAAGAUUUCUAAAUAACACAAUGGAUGUCACAAAUCCCCACUAAACGCGAACCGACAGAAAACUCAAAUGAGUUAUAUGUACCAUAGUGUUAUUUUACGAAAAAUCAGUAAUUUCAAAAUCUACUCUGACCUAAUAGAGCGAGCGAGAGAGAGAGACAUACUAUAGUAAAAAGUGCAAUAUAUGAUAUUUCAAUUGGCUAAGAGUUUUCAGCAGACUUCGUGAACUAAAUGUAGCGAAGCCAUUACUGGCCUGUCGAUAACAAAGCUCCGCGUGUCAGUGAACUCGUAUCGAUCCUUCUUUACUCGCAAAACCGUUUAACAUAAUUCUCAGGUUGCACGCUACGCCGUAUUUGCCAGAAGCGUCGAUCGUAUUUUUGCUUGGGGGACCAAAAGCAACGUACGCAUUAUUCUACGUAAAGUUUCCGUUGCAAUUGAGCAAAAUUUGAUAGUCCAGCGUGAGUCAAUAUUGAUGAUGCGACAUAAAAAAAAAGAACAAUAUAAACUGAUAAUAAAUAAUCGACUUCUCGAAGUGUACUGUAAUAUUUUUUUUUAAAAAGCGCCUAAAAAAAUGUUUACGUCACCGAGCAUUGUCGAUUUAGCAUAGAUAUAUUUGCGUAGCGUGGCCGUUGAAGGGAAGAUAAAAUGAUAUCGCUGCAAUGCUGGUCAAGAAUACUAAAAAAUAUAUAUAUAUAUAUAUAUAUAUAUAUAUAUAUACAGACUCAUGCGUCAUAGAUAUUAAGUCGGAGUGUGCCUAACGACAAAGAAAACGGAAAAAGAAAUUGUAAGCUGGGUGCCGCGUCUAAUGAUGAUUCAUUUAAUUGACUGGUACGGCGCGUCGUUUGAAAGUGUUUUUUUGUUGCUUGGCCGAAGGAGGGAGAAGUUUAAAAAUAAAAAGAGUCCUGCUGAAUAUAUGUGAGUUAUAAAGAAGCGUAUAGGAAUAUAAUGAUAAUUGUAAUGCGCAAGUAAUUUAUUUAUAAUCGUAGCACGUGUCCAGAGUAUUUUAAGCUCCAGGUUUGGUUGUGUCCGAAGGAAGUAUAAUAACUGGAAAAAAAAGUAACAGGUAUGGACGAAACUAGAGAAACUGUAGGAAUGAGAUGAAACAAAGGUGGCUCUUACCAUUUCACACAAAGCGGAGAAGACUGAACCUGACAACAACAGUAUGAUAAAAUAAAUUAAAAAAAAAAGACAAAAAGGCGACUGCUAUUCUUGUAAUCAGUAUUAAUUAUUUACGAGCGCACAGCUAUAUUUAACUGCAAUGCGCGUUCGUGUUUCUUGUAUUAAGGUAGCUUUUUUUAGAAAUUUAAAAACUUUUACGUGAAAUUGGAUUUUUUGAAAAAAAUCGAUUGGUGGUUAACUUGUUUCUGGGAGCCAAUGACUCGUCCUUAGCACAUAUAUGUGUCUAGAUUUACUAAUAUUAAUAAAUUAAUAACACCAAGAA